Messenger RNA from Knipowitschia caucasica, 1848 nucleotides. The record is from the annotation of a GenBank genome assembly. Lineage: Eukaryota; Metazoa; Chordata; Actinopteri; Gobiiformes; Gobiidae.
AUGCCACCAAACACUCGUAACUCCUGGCAACCGAGCAGAGCAGACCAAUCGGAGCGCGACCACACCCACCCGGGCCAAACGCCUGGAUCUCGGCUCGCCUGCUCCAGCGGUGGAUGGGCCGUGUCUGUGGCCGCUGGCUCAGACCUGUUGCUUCGCAGUUCCGCGUUGUGCAAUGGAUGGGAAGCGUGUGAGGUUAGCAUUAGCAUUAGCAUGGAAACGGGCCAUUUCCAAGUCAACGCCGAGCUCCAUCCCCACGACCUGAGAGGAUCUGAGGAGCUUCUGUCCAGCGUCUCCAACGGUCCCUAUAUCAUGAGCACCACAGCCAAUGGCAGCGACAGUAAGAAGUUCAAAGGAGAGAUGCGUGGAGUGGGCUCGCCCUCUCGAGUUCUGCACAUCCGUCGUCUGCCCUCGGACGUCACAGAGGCCGACGUCAUCGCUCUGGGUCUGCACUUCGGAGACGUGUCCAACCUGCUCAUGCUGAAAGCCAAGAACCAGGCGUUCCUGGAGAUGAGCUCGGAGGAGGUGGCUCAGAACAUGGUGGGAUACUUCUCCAACGUUCUCCCUGUGGUCCGCAAUCAGCCGGUGCACAUCCAGUUCUCCAACCACAAAGAGCUGAAAACCGACAACUCCCCGAACCAAGAGAGGGCGCAGGCGGCUCUGCGUGCUUUAAGCUCCUCCCACCUGGAACCCAUGGCCCCGCCUUCCAGCUCAGUGCUGCGUGUGGUGGUUGAGAACAUGGUGUGUGCGCCUGGGGCCGUCACCAUGGAUACGCUCUAUCAGGUUUUUUCAAAGUUUGGCACAAUUUUGCGGAUCAUCGUUUUCACCAAAAACAGUCAGUUCCAGGCGCUGCUACAGUACUCUGACGGACAGGCGGCUCAGGCGGCCAAAGUGUUGCUGGACGGUCAGAACUUGUACAACGGCUGCUGUACUCUGAGGAUCAGCUUCUCCAAACUCACAGCUCUCGACAUAAAGUUCAACAAUGAACGCAGUCGAGACUUCACCCGACCGGACCUGCCCAGUGGAGACACCCCCGCCAUGGAGCACCAGGCUGCUAUGGCAACCGCCUUUGCUCCUGGUCUGAUCCCCACUGCUCCGUAUCCUGCUGCCACUCACGCCUUCCCACACGCCUUCGCCAUCCAGCCCACAAUGUCGUCAUACCCAGGCCUGGUCUCUGCUCUCCCUGGGACCCUCACCUCUCUCUCCUCCCUCUCUCUUCCUGCUGGAUCCAGACUGGGCUUCACUACUCUCCCUGCAGCCAACGCAGUGCUGCUGGUCAGCAACCUCAACGCGGAGAGAGUCACGCCACACUGCCUCUUUAUUCUCUUCGGCGUGUACGGCGACGUGAUGAGAGUUAAAAUCCUCUUCAACAAAAAGGAGAACGCUCUGGUGCAGAUGGCCGACCCCACACAAGCCCAACUCGUGAUGAGCCACCUGACCGGGCAGAGGCUGCAUGGGAAGCCCCUGAGGAUCACUCUUUCCAAACACUCCAGUGUCCAGCUCCCAAGAGAGGGACACGAGGACCAGGGUCUGACCAAGGACUUCAGCACCUCCCCCCUGCACCGCUUCAAGAAACCAGGCUCCAAGAACUACUCCAACAUAUUCCCCCCCUCUGCCACGCUGCACCUGUCCAACAUCCCUCCCUCUGUGGUGGAGGAAGACCUGCAGAUGCUCUUUUCCUCGUCUGGAGCAGUCGUCAAAGCUUUCAAGUUCUUCCAGAAGGACCACAAGAUGGCGUUGAUCCAGCUGGGCUCCGUGGAAGAGGCCAUUGUGUCUCUGAUCCAGCUCCACAACCACGACCUGGGAGAGAACCACCACCUCAGAGUGUCCUUUAGCAAGUCCUCUAUCUGA